AUGUUCGACUCCUUCAAAGUGACCAAAUUAUGCGACCAUGAAAGCGUCAGCAGCCACCUAAUAACGAUCGGGUCAUUUAACAUUCUUUGUGAUCUACCUUUGAACCCAAAGGAAAUAUUAAAUUUUAAGAAAAGCACAAUAAGGUGCAACAAUGUAGAUGAAGACAAGUCGGAAGAGAAUAAAUACAUACGGAUAACGAAUCUGGAGACAGAAGCUCUAUCGAAUAAAUUAUUAUUAGAUAUAAGUAGAGUGCCGAUAAAAAUUCACAUCAUUUUAAUUUCGUGCAGUGAAUGUUUUAUGGGGUUACCAAUAUUUUGCAAAUAUUUCGACAUAUCAGACACGCACAUAGUUUGCACAAAAUUCACCUUCACCUUUGGAUUAAGCGCGGUCGAGAAUUUACAGACAAAGGAAAAUUAUUUGCCUCCGUGGAAUGAAGAAGAUGAUCAGAAGGGGCACCUUAGCAAGGAGCAUUCGACUAAUGACCAUUUCAGCAGUGACCAUUUCAAUAGAGAUGAAUACUUGGAUUUAAAAUUAAGCUUCAGAAAUUCUCUGCAUUUAUUAUCAUAUAAAGAAAAAAUAAAAUUCCAACAAAAUGAUGAAAUUGUGUGUAUUACUCCCUACAGUAGUGGCCACUCCGUAGGCAGUUGCAACUUUCUUAUUAAUACGAACCUUUUGAAUUUAUGCAUUAUUAACAAAAGUUGCUAUAAUGUUAAAAGGUAUCCCUCUCCGCUAGAUUUGGCAUGCCUGGAAAAGGCAGACUUUGUUCUCUUUACCGCAUAUUCCAGGGGGAAUACAGGUGCGGAGGAGCCGUCUGAGAGGCGGAAUGCGCCAACCGAAGGAGAUCCAAAAGGGGAGUCUCCAAGCAGGAGCCUGGCCAGCGAACGAACCAAGGAAAGAAUAAACAUGUGCAUCGAAAAGAACUACAAAGAUAGUCUAAACAAGAUAUGCUCCAUCGUCCUACGCACGAUCAAAAGUAAGGGGUGUGUACUUAUCCCCGUGGAUCUCCACUUUCUGUACUUCCUGGAGUUAAUCGAGCUAAUAGGCGUAGUGAUCAGCAAGUAUUUAGCCAAAGAAGAACAAGUACUAAUAUUCACCAUAAUAGGAAACAUCAGCAAUGUGAUUCACCAAGCAGAUCUAUGUGCCGAAUGGGUAGAAGAAUCGAGGAAAAAAAAAUGUAGCAAAGUAUCCAACCCACAGGGACCCUUUUCUAUUGAUAUUAUGAUAAAAAAUAAUCGAUUAAUUACAGGAAAUGAUAUAAAUGAUGUAACAAAAUUGUUUAGAUACCCAUGUGUAUGUUUUGUCCAAGAUUCAUCUUUACGAUUUUUUGAAUCUUCCACCUUAUUAGAAAAGUGGGCCAUGGAAGAAAACAAUUCACUUCUCCUAAUCGAUCCCUACUACGACCCUGUGUCAGUGUUGGAUCCUUUCCACAUUUACCUUAAAAAAAUAAAUGUCUUUUUUUGCCCCAUUUCUUGGGAUCUAAAUGAGUCAGAUAUUUGGGAAAUUAUAAACAACAACCCGAAUAAAAAAUGUGUGUAUCUACUCCCACAUCGAUUGGAAGGGGGGCGUAGUUCACUGAAGAUGAGCAGCCAAGUGGACAGCACACAUGUAGGGGAAAAAAGCAGCUACAAUGUUGGAGAAAAAAUCGGGGAAGAAGAAAAUUACAAUAAAAGGAGAAAGAACUCUCCAUACGGAAACUACGCAAAUGGAAAUCCACAUGGAGAUGUAAACCCAAACGAUAUCAUCUACAUUUACCCACUACUCACGAGGGAAAUAAUUUAUGACACAUUCUCUCAUGUGGGUAAAAACUUGCACCCCGUCCCCUUUACUGUUGAUGGAACAAACAAUUUGAAAAAAAUAUUAACAAAGAUAGAUAACCUCCAUUGCGCGAAGGUCAGAUGCUCAUAUAAUAGUACUACCUUCGGGGAUUAUAUAAAGGAAGGUCAAAUGGAAAUAUGCAAAUCGGCUUCACAGAGCAGGGAAGUAGAUAAUAAAAAAACAGAUAAUAAAUGGCUGAGGGGAAAGGGUGUGAAUCUGAUGUUUGGAUCCAUACGUGAAGAAGAUUUUCUUCAUAAUUUACUCCAGCUUGGUUAUAGCAAAGAUGAUUUAGUAGUAAACCAUCCAGAGAGAAGCACCCCCGACGUGCAGACUGAAAAAUACUUGUGGAGCAUUACCAUUAAUUCAAUUAACUCCAAAGUGAUAUGCUACACAAAGUACGACAUCGAGGUCAUCAGCAGCCAUGCGAAGCUGCGUCAACAGGUUAAGGAUAUUCUCCAGAAAUCCACAACCACGCUAUGA
Messenger RNA from Plasmodium knowlesi strain H, 2295 nucleotides. RefSeq names its product ribonuclease, putative. The record is from RefSeq and is a predicted model, not a curated record. Lineage: Eukaryota; Apicomplexa; Aconoidasida; Haemosporida; Plasmodiidae. The transcript has a single exon. Gene Ontology annotation, biological process: snRNA processing. Gene Ontology annotation, cellular component: integrator complex. Bases 1 to 2295 code for a protein of 764 amino acids.